GCAAGACUCUCUCAUUUCUUUCUCCAAAUUCCAACCACUAGUAUCUUGCCACGCAUCAUCUCUCCAUUCCACCAUCAUACAGAGUUUCCAUUUGCAAUAUUUUAGGCGAGACUCUACAGAAAAUUUUACAGAAAGAGAGAAACUGCCCUUCUUGCCAUUUAUUUGCAUGACUAUUUGGUGAAAAUACUUGUAGAAAGAAAAAGGGUUUUCCUUGAUUUUUAUGUUUUGGAGCUGACAACAAUGGAUAGGUACGAGAUUUUGAAAAACUUAGGAUCAGGGAAUUUUGGUGUGGCUAAGCUUGUGAGAGAUAAAUGGACUAGUGAGCUCCAUGCUGUCAAGUACAUCGAAAGGGGCAAGAAGAUUGAUGAGCAUGUUCAAAGGGAGAUUAUGAACCACAGGGCCUUAAAGCAUCCCAACAUUAUUAGAUUCAAGGAGGUCUUGUUAACACCAACUCAUCUAGCCAUAGUGAUGGAGUAUGCAGCGGGAGGAGAGCUUUUCGAACGAAUAUGUAAUGCUGGUAGAUUCAGCGAAGACGAGGCAAGGUUUUUCUUCCAACAGCUAAUAUCAGGAGUCAGUUACUGCCAUUCCAUGCAAAUUUGCCACCGUGACCUAAAGCUCGAAAACACAUUGCUAGACGGGAGCUCAGCACCUCGACUCAAAAUUUGCGACUUUGGCUACUCCAAGUCAUCCGUGUUGCAUUCUCAACCAAAAUCAACUGUAGGCACACCGGCCUAUAUUGCACCAGAAGUCUUAUCAAGAAAAGAGUAUGACGGAAAGAUUGCAGAUGUUUGGUCUUGUGGGGUUACAUUAUAUGUGAUGUUAGUUGGUGCUUAUCCUUUCGAAGAUCCUGGUGAUCCAAGAAAUUUCAAGAAAACAAUUAAUAGAAUUCUUAGUGCCCAUUAUUCAAUCCCUGACUAUGUCAGAGUCUCCAAGGAAUGCAAACAUCUAUUAUCUCAAAUUUUCGUCGCUGACCCUGAGAAGAGAAUAACUAUUCCAGAAAUUAAAAAGCACCCAUGGUUCUUAAAGAACUUGCCGGUCGAGUUUAUGGAAGGAGAAGAAGCUAUACAAAUGAAAAAUACAAAUGAUUAUCCAGCACAAACAGUUGAAGAAGCAUUGGCUAUAAUUCAAGAGGCUAGAAAACCAGUAGAGGGGCCUAAAGCUGGAGGAGGCCUUUUUGUAGCAGGAAGUAUGGAUCUUGAUGAUAUAGAUACCGAUGCAGAUAUAGAAGAAGAUAUAGAGACGAGUGGGGAUUUUGUUUGUGCAUUAUGAGCCAAUGUUGUUUGAAUAAAGAGCACAUUUGGUCCUGCUUAAAAGUUUCUUUUUAAGCAUUUAUCUGGAUUGUAUGCGCCAAAAGAGCAUUCUUUUAAGUGGGGCCCAACAUGCUAGCCGUCGAUUUCCGAUGAUAUUUAGUGCCAGAGUUGUACAAAUGGGUUCGAGGGCCGUUGGACGAUUGUGUUAGGUGUAAUUUUUUUUAUUAGCCCUCUUCUUUAUGCUUAUAAGCAAUAUUUACUUCUAAAAUCAUGUGCUGAAAAUGAUUGUAUUAUACUUAUAUAUAAAGUAUAUUAUAAAGUCUUAUCUGUUCAUUUUAA
Messenger RNA from Olea europaea var. sylvestris, 1589 nucleotides. Its product is annotated as serine/threonine-protein kinase SAPK2-like. Gene Ontology annotation, molecular function: ATP binding; protein serine/threonine kinase activity. Gene Ontology annotation, biological process: protein phosphorylation; intracellular signal transduction. NCBI's taxonomy places the organism in Eukaryota, Viridiplantae, Streptophyta, Magnoliopsida, Lamiales, Oleaceae. The record is from RefSeq and is a predicted model, not a curated record. The coding region runs from base 241 to 1269 and encodes 342 amino acids. The transcript has 9 exons.